UUGUCAAGAGAUCUUUGACAGGGGGUAAACAAGUGAGGAAGAGGAAUGUAUUUUGGGGCUUUGGUGGCGUUGUACCAAAACAUUUACAAUUAAAGUGUGUAUGAGUAAAUGCAUGCCAUUAAGUAUAUAAAGAGAAAAUGACAGCGAUAAAUAAAGAGGUCAUUGAAAAUCUGGAAGUUAGAGCAAGAUCAGCAGAGCAAAUAAUUGAGUCUCUACGGACAGAGAUCCAGCAACUUACAAUUUCAAAAACGUUGUGUGCUCUUAAAGCGGAAAAUGAGUCCUUAAAGCAGGAGGUGGCGUCACUUAUUAGUCAACUUGAGUCAAUAGAGAAGAUAAACAGAGGUGAAGGACAGCAGGUACGUGCAGUACACAAUAUUUCACAAGUAAAUGUUAAGGCACCUGAAAGUGCUCUCACAGCCACUGCAAGUCAACUUGUGUCUUCUGCUGCUGGUACAGAAAGCAGUAUUGCUCCUGCAAAUUGUAAGAAAGAAAAAAAUAAAAAGAACAAGAAUGUAGAAAAUAUGACAAAAAACAAAGAAACACAUGAGAAAAAAGAUGGUGGUGGAAAAACUGCAGCAGAUAAAACUAAUAAGGCUGAUGUAUCACAAGAACAAUCGGUAGAUGUCGGAAGAUUAGACCUCAGAGUUGGAAAAAUUGUUAAUGUUAAGAAACAUCCAGAUGCUGAUUCUUUGUAUGUUGAAGAUAUAAAUCUUGGAGAAGACAAGCCACGUACAAUUGUGAGUCAGUGGGUUUGGUGAAGCAUGUUGCCCUUGGAAGAGAUGCAGAAUCGACUUGUGAUUGUUCUUUGCAAUCUGAAGCCAGUUAAAAUGAGAGGAGUGUUAUCCGAAGGAAUGGUUAUGUGUGCAAGCUCACCAGAAAAAGUAGAGGUUUUAGUGCCUCCUCACACAUGCGUACCAGGUGAUGAGGUGAUUGUUGAUGGGUACCCCAGGAAUCCAGAUGCUGUUCUCAAUCCCAAGAAAAAGGUUUUUGAAACAGUUGCCGUAGAUUUGAAAACAAAUGAUGACAGAGUUGCUACGUAUAAAGGUGUACCCCUCUCUGUUCCAGGAAAGGGUGUUAUCACCUCACCAAGUCUAAGAAAUGUUUUUAUAAAAUAACAAUAGAAAAGUUCAGAUUUGUGGUUUUAAUGCCAGGAGCGUUCCUACUUUGGUAUUAAAUACAGUUUAGAAAGGUU
Schistocerca piceifrons (Central American locust) is the source of this 1192-nucleotide messenger RNA. It is a transcript of the gene AIMP1, whose product is annotated as aminoacyl tRNA synthase complex-interacting multifunctional protein 1. The record is from RefSeq and is a predicted model, not a curated record. Gene Ontology annotation, molecular function: tRNA binding. NCBI's taxonomy places the organism in Eukaryota, Metazoa, Arthropoda, Insecta, Orthoptera, Acrididae.